AUGAUGGCAGGCCUUCAGGAAGUCGCUAUUGUCAAGGGGUCACUUGUGCUCGUCACCGGCGUGAGUGGCUUCAUCGGGUCCAAUGUGGCGGAUCAGUUCCUCCACUAUGGUUACAAAGUUCGAGGAACUGUGCGUGAUACCGAGAAGGGAUUAUGGCUGAAGACGCUUUUCGAUGCAAAAUACGGCGAAGGCAACUUUGAACUUGUCCCCGUGACGGAUAUGGCAGCAGAUGGGGCGUUUCGUGACGUGAUAAAAGGAGUGUGCGCAGUUGCCCACGUCGCGUCCAACAUGUCAUUUGACCCCAAUCCAUAUAAUGUCAUACCGUCUGUGGUGGCGGGCGCAGUCAACGUCUUGAAUGCGGCGUUAGCUGAACCUAGUGUGAAGCGAUUUAUCUACACGUCCUCAUCUACGGCAGCUGUGCUUUCGAGUCAGAGCAGCCCUGGGGUAGUUGUUACGCAAGACACGUGGAAUGAAGCUUCCGUUCAAGAAGCGUGGGCCGAACCUCCCUACGGACCACAGCGUUCAUCCGCCGUUUAUGCGGCCAGCAAGACAGCGGCGGAAAAAGAAAUCUGGAGGUGUUACAGGGAGUUUCCUUUUCGACGACGGGACUUUGUUCUUAACACCGUAUUACCCAAUGUCAAUUUUGGCCCAAGUCUCAACACAGAAGUGCAGGGGCAUCCUAGCAGCUCAAUAUUUCCCGUUCUGCUUUGGAAUGGUGAGGUUUCGUCGUUGAAAUCAAUCGUGCCCCAGUACUUUAUCGACGUCCAGGAUACUGCAAGGCUCCAUGUAGCGGCCACCGUUCUCCCAGAUGUUAAUGAGGAGAGAAUUUUCGGCUUCGCGGGGAGGUUUAAUUGGGAUGCCAUCCUGGACAUCCUGCGCAAGCAGAACCCAGGACGCCGCUUCAUUCCGAACUUUUCUGAUGGACAAGACCUAAACGAGAUCAGGCCGAUGGUUCGGGCGGAGGAAAUCCUGCGUAAACUUGGUAGACCUGGCUGGACUUCGCUGAAGGAUUCCAUCAUGGCAAAUACGGCGGACCUACGCGGACUAGAUUAAGGAGAGAGGUUCUGGUGGUUUGCCCAAGUCGGCAGCAGACAGUGAAAU
Messenger RNA from Fusarium redolens, 1101 nucleotides. RefSeq lists its product as uncharacterized. NCBI's taxonomy places the organism in Eukaryota, Fungi, Ascomycota, Sordariomycetes, Hypocreales, Nectriaceae. Gene Ontology annotation, molecular function: oxidoreductase activity, acting on the CH-OH group of donors, NAD or NADP as acceptor. The record is from RefSeq and is a predicted model, not a curated record. The transcript is spliced from 4 exons. The coding region runs from base 1 to 1053 and encodes 350 amino acids.